Messenger RNA from Alternaria rosae, 2680 nucleotides. RefSeq lists its product as uncharacterized. Bases 296 to 2521 code for a protein of 741 amino acids. The transcript has a single exon. NCBI's taxonomy places the organism in Eukaryota, Fungi, Ascomycota, Dothideomycetes, Pleosporales, Pleosporaceae. The record is from RefSeq and is a predicted model, not a curated record.
CUUGAUUGGGCCCAUCUGACCACCACCUGGCUGAGAAGAGGGUUUUCCUGCAUGGGAAGUCGUCUUUGUACCGCUAUUGCCCUGGCUGCAUGCCACGGCUCUUCCGAUGGCUCGGAGUGCCUUGCAGAAUGCUCGUCUUAUAGUCCUUAUCCCCAGAUUACCCGAGACGUCGUACUCCCGGUGUUGCUGUUCUCAGUCUUUGUUCCCUUCUCUACACAGCCGGUAUCUGUUGUUUGGUCCCGCCAGUUAUUUCGGGGUGCCAUUGAUCAAAAGAGUAGGAUAGCAAGCACUCAUUAUGGCUGGACCAGCACUCCAACUAUUUCCUCCUCCUCGUGCUCCAAGACAGACGAGUCCCAACCUGCGACCAUCUCUUCACCCAAAGCCAACCAGUCAAGAACCAUUAGCAACAGAGAGCGCCGUAAGCGCCAAAACACCAGUUGAUCUCCACGGACUCCUCAUUCAAGUCAACUCUGUGCCAGUAUCACCCUCCAAUCCAAUGGCGCCCCCGCCGGCCAUCGCGGCUCCGCCGAGAGCACAUAUCCCUAGUCCACAGGUUACAAAAACACCAAUGGCAAAUGCAACGAGUCGGCCAUACUUUGAACCACCCCCUCAGCAAACUGCCUCUCCACAACUUGAACGACAAGAAAGCUUUUACCGUGUACAAGAACGUCAUGGCCAUGAUCAAAUCGACGACCAGCAACGCACCGCUAGUCCAGAUCCUGCUCGCGCGAUUUCACCAGCUUUCUCCGAGGCUCAGACUCUGGUACGAGCAAACAGCUCUGCUACAAGAUGCAUAUCACCGCAAGAAGAGAUUCCGAUGCGGUCAAUGUUCCCAGUCUAUGAUCCCACAGUCCCUCUUGGACGUCAGCCAUAUCAGCCAACCCAAGCGUCGCCCACACAAAUACCCCGAACCCAAAUCAGUCGUUCACCCUACUCUUCCGAGUCGUAUGUCCCUCACAACAAUGUUCGCUCGAGCGGCUCGACAGCUCCUCCACCACCAAAGCCCUUCUUUACGCCAUCCAACCUUCUAGACAAUCUCUGGCUAGCCACUAAUGGACAAGAACAACCCAGUGUGCAAAUUUAUACCCUGCGAAUGCAUCGAGCAACAGCAUCAAACCCGACGAUAACAUUUGGUACAACGCCAUCCUUACCGUUCUACUCUGUAGCACAGUCAAAUCUUGCAGGCAACCACGAAGUACCCAGCAUCAUGAAUGAGCUGCUCAUUCAACGACAUCACCCCACCCAGCCGCGAGUCUUACCAAUUGCUCAUCUCGAUCUUAUUGCGCCUCCGUCACUAGACAAUGGAGCAUUCAGCCCACAACAGCAAGAGGAUACCACACUCCUUACUAGUAUAUACCCAAAGCUGGCUGCUCUUCAGGCGCUUGAUGCAGCUGCUAACUCUCCUGCCGCCUCGCGUAUUGCGCUUUCUGAUCCUGGCGCUCAGUCACCCGCUGCGCAGCGUCUGGCUGAAGAUGUUCUAGCCGGUACUGCACAGCGUGAGUGCUGCGCUCUCGCCUGGACGAGGGACAACCCUCAACAACAAGCAAAUCCUUGGGCGCAACAUAUGCCGUCGGAGGGUUCAUAUCAGCUUCAUCAUCCAACAUUGGGCACCUUCCCUAUCUCCCUAGAAGGUGACUGUUCCGUCAUCAACGCACCUUCGACAAGACCCAUCACGGCGUUCUACGGGCAUAAUAUGCCCAUGACACCACAAAGUACUGGACGGAAGCCAGCCUGUAUCACUGUGCUGAACCCAUACGUUCUCUCUCCGACGACCCCCCGGACAAAUGCGUUCUCUCCGCUUCCACCACCCCCGCGAAUCGAUGGCACGCGGCCAGUCUCUAUGACACCUUCUGAGAUGUCUGUUGGCCAACUUCCUACGACCACCGACGCUACUGCUGACGAUGCCAUGCUCGCACGUCUUGACUUCGCAAAUGACGCUCUCAUUCUCAACCUAGGUGCCUUGACACGUUUCGGCAAUCCCUUCUUGACCGAUGUUCUUACGUCUACGCUUCUGGCGGUCGCAGUAGCGGAAGCUACGCGCGGCCGCAAAACACGCAAUCGAAGCCAAGAAAACUUUGAGCCACCACCACCAAGCUUCACGCUGAACAAUCAAAAGGAAGACACAGCAAGAGCGUUCAAAGACUCCUUUGUCGAGGGUUUCCAGGGCAUCGGCGGGAAGUCGCGCCCGCCACUCUCGGGUAAAGGAUUGAAGAAGUUCGCUUCUAGUCUAAAGAGUACAACUACAACUCGUAGCGAGAGUGCGAAUGGAAGUUUUGACAAGGACAUUGAGUUGGGAGAGUGGUAUGGCCAAGACAAGCACACGAAAGCGAAAGCCACAAAAUCGGAGAAAAAGGCGAAGAAAGCGAGUGCUGAUGACGAAAGUAAACUACCGCUGGUCGCACGCACAGUCAUAACGGUGUUGACGUUUGCGUUCAAGGCCGUGGUGUUCAUACUGAAGAUAGCGUUCAAGAUUGUUGCUGGUGUUGUGGUCAUGAUCACGAGGAAUUUCAGCAAAUUAUAGGGCGUCAGCAGACGGACGGGCUAUUUCUUACGAUUGAUGGGUUUUGGAUCUUUUUCCUACUGCAUGAUACCAUUCUUACUACAUUCGCUGGAUACCAUUUAGACCGCGCUGCACGCGUGGCGCAUAGUAAAUUAAUUUCAAACGUACGACUAUUACGCA